AUGGCCCAGAACGUCGUCCUCGAGACGACUAUGGGCGCCAUCACCGUCGAACUCUACCACUCCCACGCGCCUCGCACAUGCCAAAACUUCAGCACUCUAGCUUCGCGACACUACUACGACGGCACGAUCUUCCACCGCGUGAUACCAGACUUCAUGAUUCAAGGCGGCGACCCAACCGGGAGCGGACGAGGAGGUAGCUCGAUUUUCGGCGACAAGUUCGAGGACGAGAUCAGGAGCGAUCUGAAGCACACCGGGGCUGGGGUGCUGAGUAUGGCGAACUCGGGCCCCAAUACGAACGGGUCGCAGUUCUUUAUUACGCUGGCGCCGACGCCGUGGUUGGAUGGGAAGCAUACGAUUUUUGGAAGGGUGAAGAGUGGGAUGCGGGUGGUGCAGCGGAUGGGGUUGGUGAAGACGGGGGCGGAGGAUCGGCCGGAAGAGGAUGUGAGGAUUGUGAGUGCGAGGGCUGUGCAGGGGGAGGAGGAGUGA
Messenger RNA from Saxophila tyrrhenica, 486 nucleotides. It is a transcript of the gene cyp1, whose product is annotated as Peptidyl-prolyl cis-trans isomerase-like 1. The record is from RefSeq and is a predicted model, not a curated record. NCBI's taxonomy places the organism in Eukaryota, Fungi, Ascomycota, Dothideomycetes, Mycosphaerellales, Extremaceae. The coding region runs from base 1 to 486 and encodes 161 amino acids. The transcript has a single exon. Gene Ontology annotation, molecular function: peptidyl-prolyl cis-trans isomerase activity. Gene Ontology annotation, cellular component: catalytic step 2 spliceosome. Gene Ontology annotation, biological process: protein folding; protein peptidyl-prolyl isomerization.